AUGAAAUUACGCCCAGGAGAUAAGGAGGGCUACUAUGAUGCUAACGAGAUGGGUGGCCCACCACUAAAUCCGGGAGGUGCAAGCAGAUAUUUUGAUGGACAAGGCUACACGGGUCGUCAAGACCCAUAUGCAAAUCAGAACUUCCGCAACGGAACAUCAAGAGAUAUGACGGGGUAUCCGAUGUACGGUCAGGAUUAUGGCAGUCAGCCACAGCCGAUGUACAACAUGGAUAUGAAUCGCAGAAAUAAUAUGGAUGGUGGAUAUGACCAAUACACGGAUGAUUACGAAUUUCCCUCAGGAAAUCAAGGUCAAAAUAGCUGGGAACGAUCUGGAUCAAACUACCCUUCAAACGGAAACCGAUGGGAUGACGUAGAUGACCAAUGCAAGUAAGUGACCAGCUUUGUAUACCACUUGUCGAAAUCAUUUCCGUCGUCACGUUUUCGCCAUAACUGUCGCACAUAUUAUGUUUAUCUGCACAGUUGUGGCGUAGACAUCAUGAAUUAUGAGUAUCAUUUCGUUGUGCUUGUCGCGAAUGAUGAUGCAACUAAAACCUGACAUAAAGUAACAAAAUGUGUAUUAGAAACAGCCAGACAUUUUCCUGUCAAUAAGCGUUUCAGUUUAAUCCAUAUUUGUAACUUUCCUCGCAAUUACUGAAAAACCUGAAAUCAGGGCGAGACAACAGCUUCUCUUGACCAUUAUUCUACACAGAAGUGGGUUUUAUACAACGCUAGUAAUACCACAGUGCACAUCCCGCUAAAGAUACUUUAUUCAAUUAUGCUAAUGAAGGGCUCGUAGAACAAACAAUUACUGCACUCACGGUUCUAUCAAACAAACCUUUCAAUUACUAUCCUGGUUUACACGCACAAACACACACACGUACACUGAUUGUCGUUUUAAUGUCUCUUCACAUUGUUGUCCUCCUCAGAAUAGUACGACAAGUUCGUCAUUGAAGUCAAUGAGGAGAGAUCUGAGUCAGCAUAUUAGUCUCCACAGAUUACAUAUAACAGUGAAACAAUGACGAGAUAUGUAAGCAUCUUCAGAAGACGUUAGUGUAAACAGAUGAUCAGAACUGUUUAAAACCCGUAUUGAAUCAAUGGUACUGGUGUAUUCCCGGAAAAUAUUUGUGCAUACGGAAUGGUUCGUUAGAUGUUUAGACUCAACUAGGAAGAAACUCUGGAUUCGAUUCCCCUCCAGUGAGUACUUGGAAACAGGGUUUAGUCUGCCCUCACCAGUCUGAUGAUGCAAAUGCCAACCACUUGUGUGUAAUAAACAAAUAUUGUGAGUAAUUAAUACCCGUCAAACU
Messenger RNA from Trichobilharzia szidati, 1303 nucleotides. NCBI's taxonomy places the organism in Eukaryota, Metazoa, Platyhelminthes, Trematoda, Strigeidida, Schistosomatidae. The record is from the annotation of a GenBank genome assembly.